GUGCACGACCGACUGGCUGCUGCUGCGGCGCCGCGUCUCGCCUCAGUCCCGCCGCUCCGUGGACGCCGCCCGGCUUCUCGCCCCCCCCGGAACAUGGCGGCGGCGGCCCCCCAGGAGGAGGUGGACCGCAGACCGAUCCGGAGGGUCCGGUCCAAGAGCGACACCCCCUACAUCAACGAGGCCCGGAUCUCUCUGCACCUGGAGACAGCUGAGGAGGUGGAGCGGCUGGCAUCAAUGCGGUCCGACUCGCUGGUACCAGGGACCCAUACGCCUCCUAUCCGCCGACGGAGCAAGUUUGCCACUUUAGGUCGCCUGUUUAAACCCUGGAAAUGGAGGAAGAAGAAGAGCGAGACAUUCAAGCAGACAUCUGCAGUGUUGGAAAGGAAAAUGUCAACUCGCCAAAGCAGAGAGGAGCUCAUCAAGAAGGGGUUCCUGAAGGAGGUUUAUGACAAAGAUGGCAGCUCCUCGCCGGGUCUCCGGCAAGAGGUGAAGAUGGAGAACGGUCACUCUCUGGCGCUCGGCGCCGACCCGUCAGAGUCUGAUGGUACCGAACUGAUGGAAGGAGCAGCUGCAGCUGUAGGAAUAGUGGAGUUUGAAAUGCCAAGUGAUGGUUCGAAUCAACAAGAUCAGAAAUCCAGUCAGGCUCCGCCCACAACCCCGCCCACAGUUUACCCAGCUGACGUCGACUCAAGAGGCCCUACGUUACACAAACAGCCCCCUGCCUUGCUGCCCAAACCUUUCAGCAGGUUACCCAAUCACCUCACAGAUGGUGCCCCCAUGAAGUUACCAAGCAUGUCGGGGAAGCUAUCUCCUCCUCUACCUCCAAAGAAGCUCAUGAUCUCAGUACCCGCAGGGAGCAUGGAGCCCUCUCCGCUCGCCUUCCAGAAGUGCCCCGCCCCCUCCAGCCACACCCCAGGGCUGCCGUACGGGACGCUACCCAUCCCUCUGCACCCGCCCAGCCGGAUCAUCGAGGAGCUCAACAAAACUCUGGCCCUCACCAUGCAGAGGUUUGAGAGCUCCAUGAUGCACGCCGUUCCCACGAUGAUGAUCGAGUGCGAAGAGGACAAAGAAAACCUCAACGAGGCGGACUACGAGGAACUGCCAGGCAUGUACAAGGACGAGGACGAGGAAGAGGAUGAAGACGAAGACGAUGAGGAAGAGGAGGAUGAUAUACUUCUGACAAGCACGCUGGCCAUGAAGGUUUUACGAAAAGACUCUCUGGCCAUCAAGCUGAGCAACCGUCCAUCGAAGAGGGAGCUGGAGGAGAAGAACAUCCUGCCGAUGCAGUCGUACCAGGAGCGUCUCGAGUCCCGACAACAAACCGCCACCAAACUGACCAGGCGGUUGAGUCAGAGGCCGACAGCCGAGGAGCUGGAACAACGGAACAUCCUGAAACCUCGAAACGAUCUGGAGGAGCAGGAGGAGAAGAGGGAGAUCAAACGGCAUUUAUCGAAAAAGCUCAGCCAGAGGCCUACGGUCGAGGAGCUGAGGGAGGCGAAGAUCCUCAUCCGCUUCAGCGACUACGUGGAGGUGGCCGAGGCUCAGGACUACGACCGGAGAGCAGACAAGCCAUGGACUCGACUAACAGCCGCCGAUAAGGCUGCCAUUAGAAAAGAGUUGAAUGAGUUUAAAAGCACAGAGAUGGAGGUGCACGAGUCAAGCCGCCAUCUGACCAGGUUUCACCGGCCAUAAAGCAGCAGUCACGCCUCAGUCAUGUUUUUCUACGGCUGCCGCCGUGCUGCGGAUCAGCGUCAACCUCGAACUGAGAAGUUGACAUGAACACACGAGUCUGAGCUGGAAGGAACUCUAAACCGCCGUCUUCCCCACGUGGGGGAUUUGAACGACUUCUUGAUAUUCAAAAACUUUUUGUCUUUUUUUUACUAGAUAUGACGUUUUAUUUACUUUGAAAACGCCAGCGGAGAUCAGCACAGUCUG
Molecule: messenger RNA, 1935 nt
Organism: Nematolebias whitei (Rio pearlfish)
Lineage: Eukaryota; Metazoa; Chordata; Actinopteri; Cyprinodontiformes; Rivulidae
Product: phosphatase and actin regulator 1
Exons: 13
Coding region: 94-1692 (532 amino acids)
Biological process (GO): cell motility; stress fiber assembly
Molecular function (GO): actin binding
Source: RefSeq, a predicted model, not a curated record